Tympanuchus pallidicinctus (lesser prairie-chicken) is the source of this 4438-nucleotide messenger RNA. It is a transcript of the gene TGS1, whose product is annotated as trimethylguanosine synthase 1. Gene Ontology annotation, biological process: 7-methylguanosine cap hypermethylation; 7-methylguanosine RNA capping. NCBI's taxonomy places the organism in Eukaryota, Metazoa, Chordata, Aves, Galliformes, Phasianidae. The record is from RefSeq and is a predicted model, not a curated record. Gene Ontology annotation, molecular function: RNA cap trimethylguanosine synthase activity. The transcript is spliced from 13 exons. Bases 61 to 2715 code for a protein of 884 amino acids. Gene Ontology annotation, cellular component: nucleus.
CGCUGGUGGCAGUUCCGGCGGAAGGAAGACAGCGGGGCCGUGCCGCGGCGUGGGCUCGCGAUGGUGCAGGACCCGCGGGGACAGCUGGUGGCCGAGCUGCUGCUGCGGGCCGGGGUGGCGAAUGGCAUCGUGUGCCUCUGCUCCCGCGCCUUCGUGGAGGAUCGGAAGUUAUAUAAGCUGGGAUUGAAAGGAUUUUAUAUCCGAGAUGACGAUGAGAGUACGGGAGAGGAACAAGCAUCUGAGCAGGAGAACAGUUGUCCCAGUGUGACAUUGGGAGUGGAUGCUGAUUGUGCUCUGGACCUGGAAGAAACUGAACUAGACUCGGAGGCCGAGCUUAUGAAGAGCAUGGGGUUACCUCUUCACUUUGGUGGGCACUCAGCUCACAGGGACUUUGUGGCAAAAGAAAAAUAUAGAAAGAGAAGUAACAUGAAGUUUAUGAAAAAGAAAAAGAAGAAGAGAAAAGAAUUACAGCAAAUACAACAGGAUAAAAUGGAGCAGGGAUGCCAGGAUCACACUUGUGCUGAUCAUAAGCAUCCUAUCUCAGAUGAGCCAGCCUCAGCUACAGAGCAAAGUGAAAAAAACAGCAAAUCUCAGACUGCAGGUGAAGGGAACUGUGGAAGUUCAGAGAGCCUUGUUAAUGAGGCCUUACCCAUUGAACAGAAAUGGGAGAAGUACUGGAACGAGUAUGGAGAGGGCCUUCUUUGGCAAAGCUGGCUGGAGAAGCAUAAAGAUGUCUCAUCACCUGAAGCCAUGACAGCAUCUGAGCCUUGGAACAGUCCAGACACCAAGGAGGAGUGGGAGCAGCAUUACAGUGAACUGUACUGGUAUUACUGGGAACAGUUUCAGUACUGGACAAAUCAGGGGUGGACUAUGGAGAGCUCACACACUGACAGUGUUCAGCUGAAUGGGGUUACGCAGGAGACUGAUCUUUUGCAAGAAAUGGACCUGGUCAGCCCAGAGGCUGAAGGCAGCAAAGUGCUGAUCUUGGAGCUGUCUCCUUCUCACACCAGAAGUGAGGAAACACUCACUUCAGGUGCUGAACCCCAUCAUGAGAUAAUCUCUGGGAUUUGUAAUUUAAACCUAAAUUUGGACGCAUUGGAGCAGAGCAGUGCACCUCUAACAGUAACUAAUGAAGAGCACAGUUCAUGUAACAGUGGAAACCAGAGUCCCUGUGUUUCAAGCCAAAAGGAACCAUGUGAUGGAGGAACCAGGAAAAGGAGAGCAUCUUGUGAAAACAGAAGUAUUAACCAGUCAGGUUCCCAGGAGUCAGGUAACUCAUGUAGCUCAAAUGACAAAGAACAGUUGCUGCUUUGUGAUCAAAAUGAAGAUGAAGGAGAAGAGCCCCCUGAAAACAGGAGUGCCAAAGUCAAGAGAAGCCAUGAACUGGAUGUGGAUGAGAAUCCAGUGGAAGAUCCUGAGGAAACCUGUUCUAUUUUGGGCUUCAAGUGUGGUGCAGGACAAAAGUAUGGUGGAAUUCCAGAUUUCACUCACCGAAGUGUUCAGUACCUGGAGAAAAAAGCAAAACUCAAGUCCAAAUUUUUGGAUAUGCGUAAACCAAGGAAGAGCAAAAACACACACAUCUUCUUUACAGAAGAGCCAGAAACAUCUUGCAAAAAAAAUAAAACUCUGAAGAAGGUGGAAGCGUUCCUGAAGCAGGUUAAUGAACCCGCAGAGGAAAUUGUGUACCAGAAAGCCUCUCCUCUGGGUAAAGUUGAGGAGUCAUCAACAAGCAGUGACUCAGAGGAUCAGGAAAGUGUCACCACUGCACGGAGUGUGAGAUUCAGUAUGGAAACCCCUGAGCUGCUGCCUUCCAGUGUGGUUGAUGGUGAACCUGGGACGAGUAAGCUGGAAGAUGCAAUGGAUGCAACAGCAAACAGUGCUGGAUGCCAGGGAAAGGGAAAGCCCAAGUAUGGCUCUGGAAGGGUGCUGGUCCCUCUGGACAUACCAGAUUAUCUCCAGGCAGAAAUGGAGGACGUGAGCCCAGUUGUAGAUGAAAAAAAUACUGCAAAGAAGAAGGAGAGAAAAAGGAGGAGAAAGCAUAAGAUUGCACUGGGAGAGAUACCUCCUGAGAUUGCUGCGGAUCCUGAGCUGAUCAAGUACUGGGCUCAACGCUACAGGCUGUUCUCUCGCUUUGAUGAGGGGAUUAAACUUGAUAGAGAGGGCUGGUUUUCUGUUACUCCUGAGAAGAUAGCAGAGCAUAUUGCAGUCCGUGUGGCUCAGUCAUUCAACUGUAAUACAAUAGUGGAUGCCUUCUGUGGGGUUGGAGGAAAUGCUAUUCAGUUUGCUUUGACCUCAAAAAGGGUGAUUGCUGUUGAUAUAGAUCCUGAGAAACUCAGCCUUGCACGCAGCAAUGCCGAGGUGUACGGCGUGGCCAACCAGAUUGAAUUUGUGUGUGGAGACUUCAUGGUGCUGGCUGCUGACCUGAAAGCAGAUGUUGUGUUCCUCAGCCCUCCUUGGGGUGGGCCUGACUAUGCCACUGCUGAAAUCUUUGACAUCCAAACUAUGAUUUGCCCAGAUGGAUUUGAAAUUUUCAGGCUCUCCAAGAAGAUUACAAACAACAUUGUUUAUUUUCUACCUCGGAACGCUGACAUUAACCAGAUCGCUUCCUUGGCAGGGCCAGGAGGGAAAGUUGAAAUAGAACAAAAUUUUCUCAAUAACAAACUGAAGACAAUAACAGCUUAUUUUGGGGAUCUAAUAAGGCCUGACCUCUCCUGAAUUUCAUGUGCAUUCUUCUAGGUGCAACCUCCUUGACUACUUUACUGCAUAAACCUUUGUACAGCUGGCUUGUCCAAAACGACGUGAAGCUGUUUCCUGCUUUAAUUUUUAUUCUGAAAAACGUUUUGUUCAUUGCUACUGCCAAUAAAUGUUUUAUAAGAAUUUUGGCAAAUUUCUAAAACUAGAGUAGCUGUGAACGGAGGAGAAACUCUUUUUGACACAGUCUUGCAAGAUCAGUCAGUUGAAGGAGGACCUGGGGACUUCUUUGCAGCUCUGAUGUGUGCUGCGGUACUUACUCACUCCAUUGUGGAUGUUCAGGGUGUUGAAUAGUUUGAAAAACACCAAGUGUCAAGAAUGCUGUCAGUGCUGACAAAACAUGAGCACCUGAACAUAAUGUGGACCUACAUGGUGUGAUACACGGCGCCAGAUGCAGCUGUCACCUAGCUUCACAGGCUUCCUGCUCGCCUAGAAACCUUCUCAGGUUUCUUUAUGGUAUGAUGGCCUACACAUUUGUUAUAGUGAGUUCUGCAGUUUGCUGCAGCUUACAGAGAGAAUAGGGUGUGUUUGUGGCUGGCAGCAGGGCUGUACCCUCUCCUUUGUUAUUUAUUCUUUUUCCCCCUCCUACAGAUAAUGAGGAGAAACCUGACUGGAGGUCAGUCCCAGUAGCUUUAUUGGAAGUUAGACACAGGUUUCAUCCUCUUUUGGACACCUGCUCCUCAGGCAGGCAGCAUGAAGCAGCAGAGGGAGCACUAAUCCCCAGUAGGAGUAAUCCACUCCCAGUCUGGGUUUUGAGGGAGAGCAGUUGCCUUUGGACAUUUCUUUGGGCAGAAAAGGACUCAGGCAAGAAGAGAAGUGUCUGUAGGGCACAGACAUGAAAUUCUCGUUGAAACACAGUUACAGAAAGUAUACGAGAUUAAUGUUGAUCGUGUUUAUGAGGUAAGAGUGUAGGAAUACACUCUUAUAAAAAAUAAAAAAAUUAAAAAAAAUAAAUAAAAUUUUGAAGAUGAGAAGUGUUGAUUCUCCUCUACUUGGAGUGCAGCAAAUCAUGAUGUUGAAGGCAGCAAAGACUAAGCACUGAACCAUGGAUCUGUGCUGAUGAAGAAGGCUUUGUAGAGUAACAGUGUGGAACAAACAAAUGAAGGGAAUUUUUUUUUUAAAGAUAAUAAAGACAUACUUAAAGAUUUUAUUAAAUCUUUAAAUCAGUUAAGAGACUAGUGGGUUUGUAUAUGCAGGUUGUUAAAAAUAUAUGUGCAACUUGACUCAUUGCAGGUGCAGUAAAGAAGCACCUAGGAAAGAAUUUUCCAAAAUUUAUUGUCCUUCCAGUACCAGGCAAUUGCUAAAGUGUUAAAUGAGUGUUUCCUACCUUCACAUGUUUCAACUAUUUAAUUUGCAUUGCUGCGUUUUUUCCACUGUGCUGAAGAACUGCUGUGAUGGUGCAGGCCCCCAUGCCAGUGUUUAAAAGGAGUUGGAAAGGAGAGAAACUACCUGCUCUGCAGUGUUUCCUAAAGAAUGGCAAGGGAGAUCCUUACUGUACACCUGCCUCUUCCUCAGAAAUGUGUUGCAUUUGCAGGCAAUCCUUUUGCUACAAAGAGGAGAGUGGCAAGUGCUGAUAUUACAGGUCCAAGCCUACUGCAGUAGUAGCAUAUAAAUGUAGUGAUGUUAUUAAAAUUCCACUCUGACCUAUAUUAGGAAAAAAAAAACAAAAAAAAAAAAAGCCAUAAAA